Molecule: messenger RNA, 8658 nt
Organism: Mus musculus (house mouse)
Lineage: Eukaryota; Metazoa; Chordata; Mammalia; Rodentia; Muridae
Gene: Syk
Product: spleen tyrosine kinase
Exons: 8
Coding region: 5875-6945 (356 amino acids)
Biological process (GO): positive regulation of tumor necrosis factor production; positive regulation of TORC1 signaling; positive regulation of interleukin-6 production
Cellular component (GO): phagocytic vesicle; T cell receptor complex; cytoplasm
Molecular function (GO): scaffold protein binding; protein kinase activity; integrin binding
Source: RefSeq, a predicted model, not a curated record
CUGAGUGGUAGGAUAGACCCUCCUGCAGCCCGUGCUUGGCUGGCUAUCCUGUACCCAAUGCGGCUUUGCCUCUGUGCCUCCCGCCUGCCCAGCUCCGAGCAUACCCGCUGAGCCUCGCAGCCCCAUGCUUUGUCUCCUUACCUCUCUUUACACCCUGCCUCCUGUGCUCCUACUGAGCCUUGCAGUCCCUGCACAGUGCACACAUGCCCUCCCUGCCUGUGGCUUCUCCGUCACCGCCGCUGCGCAGCCUGUCCACGUUGCCUUGCCCUUUACAACACGUACCUCCAGUCACUUCAGUGAGCCCCACCUGCUGGCUCUCAUUCCAGAGAGUCUUUGCACGCUCAACUCACCUUCAGUGUCCAGAGUCACAAGGGGCAGCAUCAGGGCUUCUGCCACAUAGAGUUCUUCCCAGUGGAGGCAACCAAGGUCCCCAGGGGAGCUCUACCCCCUGAGACAGCAGGUUGAUUUCUGCAUUUUGUUACAUGGCUGAAUUUUGAGGGACAGUAAAAAAAGGCCUUCAUGGGAAGAUGGCCCAGAGGCCAAAGGCAGUUGUCACCAAGCCUGACAGCCUGAGUGUGAUUUCCUGCAACUCACACAGGGUGGAAGGGGAAAGCCAGAACUGACUCCUGCGAGUUGCCUCUGAUCCCCAUGUAUGGGCCUUGACUCCUACACAGAUUUAUUUUCAGGGUUUAGGAAUCAAACUCAAGCGCUUCACCACUGAGCUGUGCCCAAGCUCCUGGUUUCUGUUUGUUUAUUUGUUUGUUUGGUUGGUUAGUCUGUGAGACGGGAUUUUACUCUGUAGCCAAGGUUGUCUUUGAACUUAACUCCACCUCCCAAGCUCCAGACUUAUAAGAAGUCCUACCCUGACCUUUGUGUUGACUUGUUUAUAGUGAAUUACAUACACAAGCAUGCACACACAGACACACACACAGACACACACACACACACACACACACACUCACACGCACGCAUGCACCCCCAUAUGUGUAUAUGUAUGUAUAUGCACAGAUAUAUGUGCAUAUAUAUACACAUAUGUAAUGUGUAUUAUAUACAUCUGUGUAUAUAAUAUGUAUAGGUUGUUCUAUCAUAUUUAUUUUUAUCUUCUUUAGGUAAAGAUUAACUUUAUUAAUAGUUGUUUCAAUUUUAUAUCAAUGUUUUUUCCAAGCGUGUGGGCAUAUGAUUAAGCCAGUGUACACAGAGUUGUAUAUUAAGGUAUUUAUUAGCAACAGACAGCAUAAAUGCCCACGAGUUCUACUCAGCAACUAUUUGCUCUGUUGGCCACUUCCUAGAGGGUCCUAACCCUGAUGGCCAGAGCACAGCGGAGAAAGGAGCAUGAUGCUUGAACAGGAAGGCAGCCAUGUUGUGCUAAGCUCAGUCAGUGAGGAGAAUGUUAGAGGAUAGUCUGCGGCUGCCUGGACCUUUCUCAGAGCCCGACACACCCCCAUGUGAUUGGGGUAGCUCAUGGCCAGCAAGCCCAGUGAGAGCCAGGCAACACGGUACCUCACAGGCUAAGGGACUUAAACGUGCCUGAUGAAGGAAGCUCUUCAGAGGUGUCCACUCAGGCCAGCAGCCACUCACAGACUCUGUAAUCCUGAAUGUGACACCACACUUAACAAGCCUCACAGACACUGCAAGCCUUGUGUCUCCCCCUCCUCAACCGACUCUUCAAGAGCUUCUGAUGACACCCUGUCAUUCCACUUGCCGUAGCCCAAGGCUUGUUGCUAACUCACAGCCCCCAGCUCUGCACAGUCCUGGCAAGGAGUGCUUUCAUCCCAGCAUCUCAAGUUUAUCUUUUGGGUUCCCCCGGAGACAUAUCAACCAGAGAUGCUGUAUGUACAUGAGCACACAUACACAUGUAUGACACACUCAUAUAUACACUCAUACAUGGAAAUAUCUGUGCCCGUGUGUACAUAGUCGUAUACCAUAUUUGAAAUGCAUAUGCCCUGAAUAUGCACCAUAUACACACAUAUGCAUCUGCAUAGUAUGUGUAUUUGUGUAUGCAUCUAUUGCUGCUUACACAUGGCAAAUGGAUUGCCUGCGGAUAGCUACACAAAGAUGUAUUUCAAGGACUUACAGAGUUAAACAGACCAGUUAAGUGAUUGCAAUGUCCAUGGGAGAGAUUGUCAAGCAGAGGGGAUCCAGAGCCAGGUGGAACCUCAGUGGUGUUGCUAAAGAAAGCUGCUGCAUGGUAGGGGUCAGCUUCCCUUCCCCGCCCCCUUUUCCCUUUCCUUAGAAAGUCUAAACUUACAUCUAAGAAUGCUCACCUGAGUCAGGCCCAUGUGAGAUCAUCCUCAUGAUGGAAGUCACCUACUAAGGACUGUAAGCCCAUCAGUGAGCCCCUUCUCAGCAGCAGGACUGCCUCAGGCUGGGUCUUCUGCGUGACUCAGUACUGACCACUCAGGAGAGCCAGUUGUCAUAGCGAAAGCCAACGCUGCAGCUGGAAGAGAUAGCGCAGUAGGCAAAGUGCUCGUCACCCAAGCACGAGCCCCUCAGUUCAGAUGCCCAGCACCCAAGUAAGAAGCCAGGCACAGUGGCACACGGUGCCAUCACAGUGCUGAGGAGCUGAGGCAGGAGGGCCCCUCAGCCAGCCAGUCUCGUCAAAGAGGCAAGCUCCAGGUUCAGUGAGAGACCUUGCCUCAAACAAUAAGGUGGUGAAGGCAUUGAAAAAGAUAUCGGAUGUCAGCCUCUGGCCCCCGAAUGUCCACAUAAGCAAUCGCACGUACAUGCACAUACAUGUGCAGGCACAUAGAAAUCCACCUACGCCAUGUGCACAUUUUUAGAGAAGCCGACACCAACAAAGCCCAGUCAACAAGCACUUGAAAUAACUCUAGUGUCUAGAGAGUUAAUGAAAACUGUGCUUUGAUCUUAGGAUUAUCAAUUUAAAAUGAAACCAGGGCGGGGACUUAGCUUAGUGACAGAGUAUUUGUCUAACAACCAUGAGGCUCUAGAUUUGGUCCUUAGCACCAGGAGGAGAAAAAUACUUGGAAAGUCAAAUACAGAUUUUUGAAAUAAUGUAUUUCUUUUUAUCUUAUGUGCAUUGGUGUUUUGCAUGCAUGUGUGCCUGUAUGAGGGUAUCCGAUCUUGGAGUUACAGACAGUUGUAAGCUGCUAUGUGGUGAGAUGGCUCAACAGUUAAGAGCCCCGAUUGCUCUUCCAGAGGUCCUGAGUUCAAUUCCCAGCAACCACAUGGUGGCUCACAGCCAUCUGUAAUGGGAUCUGAUGCCUUCUUCUGGUGUGUCUGAAGAGAGAAUGACAGUGUAAAUAAAUAAAUUAACUUUUUUAAAAAAAUAAAAAGAGGAGGAAGAGAAAGAGGAGGAAGAGGCCAGGUUUUAGGUCUUUGUUGUGAGAUCAAAGAAUAAUUAUACAGGGCAUGUGCUCAUCUUUAGGUGAACCUAACCGCAUCCCACCUUCUGACAGAGUCUGCCCACAUCACACUGCCUGUGCUCCUUCUGAGACUGGAGACUGUAGCCAGCUGAUUGCAGCCAGUGUCCUGGAGCCCUAUGGCUUCUGGCCUCUGGGGAGGGUUACCACCCACACUGCCACCACCGUUGCCUAGUUUGAAAAUACUGGCAGGAAGCUGGGAGUGAAAGUCAAGGUCCAGGAAGCAAAAGGCAAGAUUGUGGAAGCAGGACACAGGGCAGAGGCUACCUGCUCCACAGGACAGAGGGUGUGCUGCAGAGCUCUGGUGAUCACGGGCCUAGAGAGAGAGACAGGCAAGUCCCUGGUGCCUACUGACCAGCCAUUCAGCCAGUGGAGACCCCGUGUCAAACGCUAGGGUGGAUAGUUCCUGAAAGUUGACCUCUGUCCUUCACAGGCACAUGCACACACACAACUGCUCACACACACACGCACACACAAUAUCAUGCACGCACGCACACAAGCCUGUCUAAUGCAUCCCCACUUUUAACACACUGUGACAGAGUAGUUCGAACUUGAAAAUUAUCUACCCAAGGCUGGAUUCCUGGCGCCAUCUAGGGGCCACUAGAAGUUGUGCAUAAGUGGAAAGGGUAAGGGUGAAGCUGUCAGCGCUUCCUUUACAGCUCUGUUCUCAGUGCAGAACAGAGAUGCCAGGGAGGGCCAGACCACCAAGUACAAAGUGGAGAGAUGGAUAACGCAUGCUAGCGCUGUCUACCAGCAAUGCUUCUCACGACAGCUCACAUUUCCCUCCCUUCAUCUUUCAACUGAAGCUUUGCUUCCAGAGCUUUCAGUGGUGACAGUGGAGCUGGUAGUGGAGGGGAGGAGGGUUGUAUCUUCAUCUGCACCACAAAGCAGCCAAUGACUGCUCUGGCCCUGCCCAUUCCUUCUGCAGGACACUCAAGCCAGGUGCCAUGAUUGUCCCAGUUCCCUAGGCUGCCACCUAGGUGCAGGAGGCAGGAGGUGGUGGGUCCUAAGGGUGAGGCAUCCAGAUGAGAAGGGUUAUGAAUCUCUUGGGUCUCAGGGGCUCUGUCUGGAUCUUGAAUGCUUGGACUCAUAGGGUGCUUUCUGUUGGGCAGCAUGGAAAUGAAGCACUGAGCUACAUCCACUUAAAGAAGAAUCCCAGUUUCCAAGGGAGGUGCCUGUUUUGUCCUUUUGUCUGUCAUCGAGACAUAGGGGUAGCUCCUGUCUAUCUGGGUGUGAACUCCUUCCAGGAGCUGGGAUGCUCAGGGGUCCCUCCCCCCACUGAUCCCUACGUCCUUUUGAUAUACUGCCAUUUUUUAAAACUGAUUUCCUAAGACCCUCAGCUCUGCUUUAAAAAUAUUCCAAGAGAUUUUGUUAGGAAAUUGUGAGUGCUGGUUUAUUAUAACAAGUCUUUUGAAGCCCCCUUGCUCCGGAGAUAAUUCCAGAGAGACUGCAUGAAGCCCCCAGUUGAGACACUGAGCGGCAGAGGGUAGACGCUCUUCUAUCCACGGGAAGGAUUACGCCUGUCCUCCCUACCCUGGGGUGUCCUUUAACUUCAUGAUGGUCAGAUUGUCUUGGGGAUCUCAGACAUUUCUUGUGUACAGAGGAAAAAAAUCAAAAGACUUAACAUGGUAGUCACGCUAACCGGAAAAGACAUCUGGAGACUGCAGCUGGAUGAUGGUAGCUAUUAUCAAGUAUAAACUAGGGUAGUUCUUCCUAGGCAGGGCUUCUAAGCAACAGCCAACUCUGCUGAAGUGAUGUGUAAAUGUUUAAGAGGGUCGCUCGCAAGAGAUUGCCUAUGCUUAGUUCCCUUCCUGAGAGCAAAGACUGAAGAGAGAAUUCAUCUCAAACCAUGUGAGUUUACAUUCCACAUCUCCAUCUUCUGAAAGGUCUCUCUGUUCAACCAUCCACCAUCUAUCCACCCACGCAUCCUUCUGUCCAUCUACCAACUCACUGAUUCAACCGUCCAUCCAUUUACCUAUCUAUCCACUCAGCCAUCCAUUUAUCCAUCCAUCCACAUAUCUGUCCACAUACCCAUACAUCCAUCUAUGGAUCUGUCCGUACAUACACACACCCAUUCACCCACCUAUGUGUCCAUCAUCCAUCCUUUCACACGUCUGUGUUGUGUGUUUCUCCUUAGCAUCCGUUACCAGCGUGGCCCAGCUACUGAGCUUUGAUUUAAUGCCUAAGUCUGCAUAACUUCUGCUCUGUUGCCAUGGUUAGUUCUAUCACACAGUCCUUCGGGAGUGUUGAGAGAGGCCAGGAGAAUAUGGAUCCUGUGACAUCUGAGACUGGAUGUCCUUUGGCUUUGCUGAAAGAGGUCUUUCCCACAGGUGCUGGCAGACUCUAACUCAUGGUUAACACCACGAAGCCAGCAAGUCGUAGUGACCGAGUGUGACCCAGCUGCUAAACAUUGAUGGGUGGGGUUGUCACGUCAGUGAGGCGGGUGGGAUUUUUGAUAUGUGCUUCAAGAUGGUGGCUGUGUAAUGUUAGCUGAAUGUCUCUGUUUCUCUACACUUCCCCUCAAAUCUGGCAUUAUCUCACUACUUCAUGGCAAUGUGUGGAUGCUGAUAAGCCUGCCCCACCCCAAGGGAGCCGUCCAGAGAGCACUGUGUCCUUCAACCCCUAUGAGCCAACGGGAGGGCCCUGGGGCCCAGACAGAGGCCUUCAGAGAGAAGCCCUGCCCAUGGACACAGAGGUGUACGAGAGCCCUUAUGCUGACCCUGAAGAGAUCCGGCCCAAAGAGGUCUACCUGGACAGGAGCCUGCUGACCCUGGAGGACAAUGAACUGGGCUCCGGUAACUUCGGGACUGUGAAAAAGGGAUACUACCAAAUGAAAAAAGUUGUGAAAACCGUGGCUGUGAAAAUCCUGAAGAACGAGGCCAACGACCCGGCUUUGAAGGACGAGCUGCUGGCAGAGGCGAACGUCAUGCAGCAGCUGGACAACCCCUACAUUGUGCGCAUGAUCGGAAUCUGCGAGGCGGAGUCCUGGAUGCUGGUGAUGGAGAUGGCGGAGCUGGGGCCGCUCAACAAGUACCUGCAGCAGAACAGGCACAUUAAGGAUAAGAACAUCAUAGAGCUGGUUCACCAGGUUUCCAUGGGGAUGAAGUAUUUGGAAGAGAGCAACUUUGUGCACAGAGAUCUGGCUGCGCGGAACGUGCUUCUGGUCACACAGCACUAUGCCAAGAUCAGCGAUUUCGGUCUUUCCAAAGCCCUGCGUGCUGAUGAAAACUACUACAAGGCCCAGACCCACGGGAAGUGGCCCGUGAAGUGGUACGCCCCCGAAUGCAUCAACUACUACAAGUUCUCCAGUAAGAGUGACGUCUGGAGCUUCGGAGUCCUGAUGUGGGAAGCGUUCUCCUAUGGGCAGAAGCCCUACAGAGGGAUGAAAGGGAGCGAAGUGACCGCCAUGCUGGAGAAAGGAGAGCGGAUGGGGUGCCCUGCAGGAUGCCCGAGAGAGAUGUACGACCUGAUGAACCUGUGCUGGACUUACGAUGUGGAGAACAGGCCAGGAUUCACAGCUGUGGAACUGAGGCUUCGCAAUUACUACUACGACGUGGUUAACUAACAGCUCCGGCGCCUGUCCGUGCACACCACGGAUUCCCAAGCGAUCACAGGAAAUUCAUUCAGAUGAACUGGCUCUCAGAGUUUCAUCUCCCUCUGCCCGGAGUGAGAGCUAAGCUAACAUAGGACUCACCCUCACAACAGGUCUGGUGCCCAGAGACAGACAAGCAGCAAGACCUUGGGGCCUGUGGAGUCGUCUCUCUGGUCUUUGUUUCCAUCUGUGUGGUCUUCGCUAUCGGUCACGUUUGGGAGCCAUUUCCAAAUUCUCUUGACAUCAUUCCGUUCCUCUGGGUCCAGGAUUUCAGUGUCCCCUGAAGAUCAGAAAAGAAAAGUGCUUUGCCACUCCAGCAAAGGACAUAAAGAGAAACCUCGCUGGUGCAGUCAGCAAGCUGGAAGGUGGUUAAGGACAAUGACAAGCCUGGACACUGGUUUUACUCUCAGCGCUGAGACAGAGAUACUGUGUGGAUGACAUGCUGAGAUGUGCUGGCUUGGCUGACACGCCCCUGGAGUCCACCUCCCUGCAGUCGUGUGUGUUUGCUGGAGGAGGUGUGAAUAACGUUCUGUGUGGAGGCUGCCGGGGGAGGUGAGCUCCCAUGAUCCUCUGCGACUGAGCAGAAGUGUGUCAGGCAAGGGUCAGACUCCCCUCUCUGCAGAGGGAAUGCAUCCAGGACUCCUUGUUGCUGCCACUAAAAAAUUGCCAACCAGCAACUUAAGGGAGGAAUGGCUCAUUUGAGCUCACAGUUGGAGGGGAUAGGCCAUCAUGGUGGAAAAGACAACAGGCAGGAAAGGCUUGGUGGCAUGAAAAGGAAGCUGGAAGGUCACAUGGCAUCCACAUUCAGGAAACAAAGAAUGAACAGGAAGUGGGGCCAGGCUAUAAGGCCCUAAAGGCCACCUCCGGUGACCCAGUUCCUUCAGAUCCAUCUAUCAAAGAUUCCACAGGCCUCUCAGACACUGAAUGCCAACAGCUGGGGACCAAAUGUUCAAGCACACAAGGUGCAGUGCCAGGCAGGGGCCUUCCUGAAUGAUUACACAGUGUGGUAUCCUGACAGAGCGGGUGAGCCAUCUCAGGUCUGUCCCCUUAUGAGCCCCGUUUACCAUCCCAGAUUCCCCCUUGGGACCCCCCUCAUCUGGAUCAUUCCCCUCCCCCCAGGCCCUAUCUCCAAACACCUAGGUACUAAGUGAACCUAGGUACUAAGUCUUCAACACAUGAAUUCUGAGGGGACACAUUCAUACUGGAGCCGAUGGCAGCCUGGUGACCAAGACCAUCUCAGGAUGAGUUUCUGAAUGGAAUCUUCAUUCGCCAUAAAACCAGAGAUGUGACCUUCCCCACAAGGAAGCCUUGCUAAGUGCGACAUUGAGCUGAGGACACACAAGCUGAGAAUUCCCCCUCUGUCCUCCUAGCCUUGGCUAACUACUGACCAUACACCGAAUGUCACCCAUUCACGGCACUUUUGCUGAGGACCUAAAAGCUACAAAGGCUGCAUAGCCUUCCAUCUAGGUCUAGGGACAUGUACAGAUGGGAGCAUCUCACCUUCACCUCUGAGACACUGGGACAUUCACAGCCAGGGAUGGUACAGGAGUCCCUGCUGGUGGUGGGCUCAAUGAACAGAGACGAUGGUGAAAUGGGUGCCUCUCUUUAGACCAGUGGUUCUCAACCUUCCUAAUGCUGAGAUCUUUCAAUACAGGUCCUUGCGUUGUGGCGACUCCCAACCAUGAA